AUGGAGAAAAGAGAACUAAAGGUUUCUGUUCCAAGGUUUGACAAGAUUCCCUGGUUUAGUGAGGCCAGCUUCAUGAACAAGCCAUUAGUGCUCAGUCUCCCCAAAAGAUAUCCUCAUUCCUCUGCCACUUUUCUGGUUGCAUCCAAGAAGGGUAUGAAUUUGCCAAUUUUGUUCCAAGUUCCAGAUGUCUUAUCUAAGGCCGGGUGGAACCAGCACAACCCCACACUGAUCAGAAACAAGCAGCUGUGCUCCACAUGUCGAGAUGUGAAGAUGGUGCAACCAAAAACUCUGAUAAUCCCAGAUGAUCUGAAACUAUCGUUUGCAAAUAUUAUGAAUCAUAGAAUGAUGAGUCUCCAUCUGCCAAAAGCCCAUACUGUACCCAAACGUUCUCGUGCUGACAUCCUAACAGAGAAUGUUCACUACAGACUGCCCAUUCUGGGCCCCAGGACAGCUGUCUUCCACGGACUGCUGUCAGAUGCCUACGAAACCCUGAAAGAGACACAACUCUCUUCCUUGCCCAGAGAAGAACCAGUGGGCAAAGCAGUGAGUCAGUGA
This is a messenger RNA of Rangifer tarandus platyrhynchus (Svalbard reindeer), 555 nucleotides long. The record is from the annotation of a GenBank genome assembly. NCBI's taxonomy places the organism in Eukaryota, Metazoa, Chordata, Mammalia, Artiodactyla, Cervidae.